This is a messenger RNA of Physella acuta, 1685 nucleotides long. Its product is annotated as beta-ureidopropionase-like. Gene Ontology annotation, molecular function: beta-ureidopropionase activity. NCBI's taxonomy places the organism in Eukaryota, Metazoa, Mollusca, Gastropoda, Physidae. The record is from RefSeq and is a predicted model, not a curated record.
UCAAUAGGUCAAUGGUUAGCAGGGGAAAGGUUAUUGAGGGUCAAAAUGGCUGGUGAACCAGAAAGCAUAGAGCGAAUUCUUGAUGAAUUCAUUCCUGCAGAUAAACUGAAGGAUGUAAAGCGUUUAUUUUAUGGUGCAAGCCUUCCCUCCCUUGAGCUUCCAUUAGAAGCACAGGCCUUGGCAGAUGAGAAAAACUUUGAGGUCAGAGGUUAUGUUUUCCAGGCAGCCCAAGAGAGCACAAGGGCCCCAAGAGUUGUUCGUAUUGCUGGUAUACAGAACCAGAUAGUCUUGCCCACCACAGCACCUAUAAUUCAGCAGAGAGAUGCCAUUUUCAAAAGAAUUGCUGAAAUUAUUCAAUGUGCAGCACUGUGCAAGGUGAAUGUUGUAUGCCUGCAAGAAGCUUGGACCAUGCCAUUUGCCUUCUGCACGAGAGAGAAGCAGCCUUGGUGUGAACUAGCUGAGUCAGCAGAGUCUGGCCCAAGUACUAAAUUCUUGCAAGAGCUUGCAGCGCAAUACAACAUGGUGAUUAUCUCCCCUAUAUUGGAGCGGGAUGAAGACCAUGGAGAUAUUUUAGCCAACACAGCAGUGGUCAUCUCUAACACUGGCAAAGUUUUGGGAAAAUCAAGAAAAAAUCAUAUCCCAAGGGUAGGGGACUUUAAUGAGUCUACAUAUUACAUGGAGGGGGAUACUGGACAUCGAGUGUUUCAGACACAGUUUGGCAAGAUAGGGAUCAACAUAUGCUAUGGUCGCCACCAUCCCCAGAACUGGAUGAUGUAUGGAGUCAACGGAGCAGAGAUUGUCUUCAACCCUUCAGCCACUGUGGGAGGACUGAGUGAACCUCUAUGGCCAAUAGAAGCAAGAAAUGCUGCGAUCGCUAACAGUUACUUUACUUGUGGUAUCAAUCGUGUUGGAACGGAAAUCUUUGAGCAUGAAUUUACAUCAGGGGACAAGAAACCUGCUCACAAAGACUUUGGACACUUUUAUGGAUCAAGCUAUGUUGCUGGACCUGAUGGUAGCAGGACACCGGGCCUUUCUAGGACUAAAGAUGGUCUAAUUAUAGCUGAAAUUGACCUUAACCUCUGCAGACAGGUCAAGGACAAAUGGGGCUUCAGGAUGACUCAGAGACUUGACUUGUACGCCAGGGAGCUGAAUGAAGUCAUGCAGCCUGACUGGAAGCCAGACAUCAUCAAAGAUGCCGGUCAUUAACCCGGUCAGCUGUCUGCCUGCCUGCUGGACAGCGCCAGGAGUUCAGUCUCCUGUCUUUGUGUUCACUCAUAUCUGUGCCAGAUUUUUUAUUUAAUGUUCAAGCUAAAAAAUAAUUGUUUUGGUCAGUUAAAAAAAAUAGAGAAAUGAAAGGUAUAAUAAGAAAAAGUAAUUUCGUUAUAAUAAUUUUAAAAUGUAUUUAUAGAACUGAAAUAGUUUUAUCUAUCAUACCUUAAUAUGCUAAUUUGAUCCUUUGUGAAAAUUUUGUGAGCAAAUUAAUAGAAUCUCAAUGUUUUUGUAUUCAUGAUUAAUUUAAGUGAUAUUGUUACACACAUUGUUGGAUAAUUCUAAUAUUUAUUUUUUAAAUCAAGUGCCUUAAUUGUAAUGAAACAUAAUUUAUCUCUAAAACGUUAUUAAAACCUAUAUCUGGUUUAUGCAUUCGAAAUGCAACCCACAAUAAAUUCUAAAACAAGGAUUUAGUU